Molecule: messenger RNA, 1685 nt
Organism: Diachasma alloeum
Lineage: Eukaryota; Metazoa; Arthropoda; Insecta; Hymenoptera; Braconidae
Gene: Ir25a
Exons: 3
Coding region: 1-615 (204 amino acids)
Source: RefSeq, a predicted model, not a curated record
AUGGCAAAAGCCAUAAUAACGGUUAUUGAGGGUGUAUCCGGGUAUGGGAAAACAUUAGAAAAUUAUGGAGUGCCAGAAACCACCCUCAAUCGUCGUGUGAGGAGGUACAAAGAAAAUACAGAUCUCGAGAUGGACGUUGUUAAAGACCAAUCAGAGUGCACCAUUCGGGAUAACGUGAUACCUCCACAUCAGUUUUGUUUUGAUAAGUCCACAGUGGCCUAUCAAUUAUUUUUCCUUCUUUUGACAGAUAUUCUCAUUAUUUUGGUGAAAAGUGUAAGAAUCCUCCACCUACUGAACAAACGCACCCUAGAGCAGCUGAAGAACACAUGGUGGACGAACAAUCCUGAAAGAAAGCCCUGCGAAAAAGAGGACGACCAGAGUGAAGGAAUCUCCAUUCAGAACAUCGGAGGUGUUUUCAUCGUCAUCUUUGUGGGUAUCGCACUAGCUUGCAUUACCCUGGCUUUCGAAUACUGGUGGUAUCGUCACCGCCCCAAGAAACUGCACCAAAAGCGUAACAUACCAAACAAAUCCUCACGUAUCACUGGACCAAUUAGAUUGACCUUGGAACCAGCAAGGGCCAAUCUCCAAGUUCCUGAUUUUCGCUGUAGAUUCUGAACCAAUUAGAUUUUCUCUCUCUAUUUUUCACUAUAACCUGAUAGAAAGGUUUUUAGUAUUAUUUAUUUAUUUAUUGAGCUUUAUGACUAUGUCCUGGGGUAACAGUCACCUCCUAAAGACAACAUAGGUAUUUUUCAAAGUUUCAACCUAUUAACAGAGACAGAGUAUAAAUUCAGGGAAUUAACAAAAUUAUCAAAUUAUAUUGUGGUAUAAUCGAAUGUGAAUGAGAUUGCUUAGAUUAUCGAUACAUGUGUCGAAAAAGAAUAAUUCAAAUGGAAAGAUAAAAUUAUUGAUUAGGAAAUGACAUGUGGUAAUAGUGAUCACGUCCCAAAGAAUACUGAGAAAUCGGAGAAUCUAAUAAUGUAUUAUCAAUGAAAAAAAUUACUGAAAGAAACAAGAAAGACCAAAAAAACAAAAAUUCCUGACAACAGUCGGUAUGACAGAGUAUGACAGCUAAAACUUAGAGUGAUCUUUGCGAUGUAUACAUGGUGUAGACGAGUCAGCUCUUACAUUUUCCAGCAAGUACUUAAAUGAAAGAGUACAGGCUCGUUUUUAAUGGCUGGCUUGAAUGAAGUGACCGAGAACUGAUCACAGGGGUUACAGAGGCACUCUUGACUUUUAAGAAUCGUAUCCACUCCGCAAGUCAGGUUUUCACAAGUAUAUCUAUUCAGUUCUCUACAAUUGAUCAAAUCUACCAUUCUACCGGUGUCGAGUUAUAAGCAGUCAUAGAAAACUUCAACUAAAAUGAUCCAUGGUACUAAGACGCCAUGGUGAGCUUCUCGAUCUCCUAUUUUUCACUCCCUAUGAAAGCAUACAGGCAAUAUUUUCUCGAGUUUCAUAACCUUUUACUUGACUAUUGUUGUAUGGGGGUUGCGAGUUUAUGAGGCAGCACUUUUCCAUUUUAUUCUGCCCUUUUUUUUAUUUUUGUUUGAAUUCAUUUCGGAGUAGUCUAAAGCACAUUUUGAAAUGAAAAUAUCAUGGUCAUUUCUCAUCCAUGUAGAUAAAACGAUUUUUAAAAAUUUAUGACCGUCGCAUAUUAGGAAUAAACUAUGAUAUUUAUUAUAUAUCUA